UGGGAUGAUGAGACUGAAAAAGUAGAUGGUUCUAACCAGUAUGGUUAUAAUGGAGAAGACUUCCUCACAUUUGACCUGGAGACAGAGACAUGGAUCGCUGCAAACCCACAGGCUGAAAUCACUAAACAGGAAUGGGAUGGAAAUAAAGCUGGUAACAGGUCUUGGAAGAACUUCCUCACCAACACUUGUCCUGCGUGGCUGAACAAGUAUUUGAACUAUGGGAAGAGUCUUCUGCAGAGAACAGAGCUUCCCUCAGUGUCUCUCCUCCAGAAGACUCCCUCCUCUCCAGUCAGCUGCCACGCUACAGGUUUCUACCCUGACAGAGCCAUGAUGUUCUGGAGGAAAGAUGGAGAGGAGCUUCAUGAGGAGGUGGAGCACGGAGAGAUCCCCAACCACGAUGGAUCCUUCCAGAUGAGUGUUGACCUGAACCUUUCAUCAGUCACACCUGAAGUCUGGAGGAGGUACGACUGUGUGUUUCAUCUCUCUGGUGUGAAGGACGACAUCGUCACCAGACUGGACAAAGCAGUGAUCAGGACCAACUGGGGUUCUCCCUCAGGGUUCCCUGCUGGUCCUGUUGUUGGAGCUGUUGUAGGACUGCUGCUGCUUCUGGUGGUCUGCAUCACAGGACUCUUCAUCUGGAGAAGGAACAAUAAUGGGUUCCGGCUGGCUAACAGGGGACAGUGAAGAUCAGAAGAGGAAGCUGAACUCCACUAAGUAAGGAGUCAACAAAAUCACAACAUUUUCACAGACAGGAUUUUAUCCUAAAAAUCAUCUGGAGACUACUGAUGUUGCUGAAAGGGGCCAGUAAAAUGAGGUCGAGCAGUAUACACUAAUAUAAAAGGCCUGCAGCACAUUGUCACUGAUGCAGGACUGACAGAGCUGGUGGUUGCCUCUAAUGACUGGAAGAACACAUACAGUCAGUCCCUUAUAGUGGGAGUCUGACCCACCAGCAUGUUGAUGCUGGGUACCUCGGACAGCUCCAGGAUCAGCACACUGGACAGCGUCAUGAGAGUCUGCCAUGUUGAAACACCUCAGCUGUCUUUAACUGUGGCACAGUUUAGUUUAUAAGCACUGUUAUUGUGUGGGCAGUCGGGAAAGGAGGUAUAGUCUGCAUUUGUUUCCUGUGCUUAUUUGUCACAUUUACUUGGUUUGUUUACUUGUAAACAAGGAUCUCUUCUCCAUGAUGUCUUUCCAAGACAGCUGCAGUAUGUUGUUGAAAAUGUAAUAUGCAACAUGACUUGAUGAUGGAGGAAGGAUGACAGAGUGAGAGACAAAAUGACAAAAGUGUACACGCACAGUUUUCUGUUAAUUUAAGUGUAUUUGUGACAUAUAUGUGAAAAAGCCUAUUCUGGAAAAACUUUGUGAAAAGAUCAGGUUUUGAUUUCAUAAUACUGAUGAUGAUGUAAUAGCGGUGAUUUGGUCUGAUAUAUUCCUUUCUAGAUGAAGAGUUUGUCGCCACUUUAAGGCUGCAUAAAUGUAACUGCAUUUUAAACAGGAACAGUGUACUAAAUACUUAAUUGCUCAAUCGUAUAAAUGUAUAUUAAAAAAAUUACUCAAGCUGA
Molecule: messenger RNA, 1562 nt
Organism: Siniperca chuatsi (mandarin fish)
Lineage: Eukaryota; Metazoa; Chordata; Actinopteri; Centrarchiformes; Sinipercidae
Product: major histocompatibility complex class I-related gene protein-like
Exons: 5
Biological process (GO): immune response
Cellular component (GO): external side of plasma membrane
Source: RefSeq, a predicted model, not a curated record